Ylistrum balloti is the source of this 6518-nucleotide messenger RNA. Its product is annotated as zinc finger protein 62 homolog. The coding region runs from base 301 to 4563 and encodes 1420 amino acids. The transcript is spliced from 4 exons. Lineage: Eukaryota; Metazoa; Mollusca; Bivalvia; Pectinida; Pectinidae. The record is from RefSeq and is a predicted model, not a curated record.
UAAGAAUCAAGAGAAUGUCUAAUAAUCGUCUCAAUGAAGAUUUCUUCUCGUUCAAGACCAGUGUAAUAGAUGUGAUAUGUCAUGGUACGUGAAGCAGCAAAGGUCUUGAGAACCUUUAGAAGAAAGAGACUACAAGUGAGGGUCAUCCAGACCAGCUCCAAAUUCAAGAUGGCUGCUCAUUGACUAAAACAGAUCCAUCUUCACUGACUACUAGCUGGAUGAAUUCCGUGUUAUAUAUGAAGUAGCAGGUCUGCAACUCUUCACAACAUUUCUGAAAAAAGAAAGGAAUCACCACACAAAAUGGAGUGUACAGGUGGCACGGAUAUGGAUAUCAAUAAAAUCUACAGUGACUCAAUGAACUUUCUUGUACAAGAUCGUCAGAGGCUUCAUGGACAAUCCAAAUUACCAUUCUCCAGUGAAAAAGAUUUCAGUAGAAUCGGCAUGGCGGAAAAUUUCAUGAAUGGAAGGAGUAGCUCACCUAUUGGCAGUGGGUUUGAAUCUGACAAGUUUAAAAAUGAUGUUAUGUUCAGUAGUGCUUCUAUGCUGGAAUCAUCUGCAGAAGGAUGUUCAACAUCUGGUAGUAACAGUAAGAUUACUACAAAACCCCUAAUGUGCUCUGGUCAUAACAUGGUGUAUUCCGAGGAGUUUGGACAGAAGGUGUCAACUGAUUUACCAGUGACAGACAUAAAAAAAGAACCUUCAUCUGAAGAGGAGGAAGUCAUGGGUACAUACUAUCGAACGAAUUCACAAACAGUUUUUCCUGAAAUGAUGACCUCGCCUGUUAAAGGUGAAAGUGACCUUGGUAUAAGCUCUGCACACUCGGAAACGUCCCAAGAAAACGUAAGUUAUGUUAUAAAACAGGAACCUUUGACGGACGAUGAUGAUGUCAACGAUAAUGAUGUAGGGAAUGAAAUGUUUGGAGAUUUUUUGCUGAAAGGUAAUGAUGCAGAUGAUAGUACCAGUAAUAGCAUUACUGAACAAAAUGAAGAAAAUAAAAAAAAGCGGAAAUCCUCCAUGAUUGAAACAACCCUAAGUGACAAAAGAGUGAAAAGAAAGUCUACAGCAAAAUUAUAUAAGAAAUUUGGUGAUGAGUUUCACAUGGACAAGAUUGAUCAUCUUGAUGAAGACAGUCACCCCAAUGACUCUGAAGAAGAAUACACACCGAGCAUUUACAUUGAUCGUAAAGGUAAUAAAAUCAAGAGCAUGGAAGAUGAAAAUAAAGAAAUUGAUGUGAAAACGCCAUCAAAUAAAGGGUUCUUGAUUAAAAACAUUGAAGGGAAUAUGUUGAACAUAAAAGGGACUUCCAAGAACCUUCAUGUUAAGAUUUUUAAGUGUCCUGAAUGUAAUGACAUCUUUACGUAUGAAAGUGUUUUUAAAAAGCAUAUGAGAAAGCACACAGGUGACAUGCCCUUUAAAUGUAAACACUGUAAGCAUGGCUUCAUGACUCAGUUUAGUCAUGACCUUCACAGUCGCGUACACACGCCAGACAGAAGCUACAAAUGUGGGAUUUGUGGAGAGAAUAUGAAAUUAAAGAAAGAACUUAAAGAACACAAUGCAAUGCAUGCACGUACAAAGAAAGCUCAACAAGAGGGUUCUUCGUCUGUUAAAUCUGAACCAACAGAAAACUCAACUGGGACAAAUGAAAACAUGUCCGAUGUAGGUUUAUCACCAUUUGGUUGCAGCAUGUGUGUUUUCGUGGCAAGAGAUUUUGCGGAAAUUGGCAACCAUGUGAUGGAGUCUCAUUUUGUUGACAAGCGUUGUUUUUGUGAUAUAUGUAGUAGGCGAUUUGCUAACACUGAUGAUCUGAAAGCUCACAAGGCUAUACAUGAUGGUCAGUAUGAAGAAAUCAGUUGUGGUAUCUGUGAGGAAAUUGUGGACAGCAAAGACGACUUGAUGAAGCAUUUAGACAUUCACCCUGAGGCUAAACCCUACAGGUGUUGUCAUUGUGGCGAUAGAUUUAUUGUAUUACCACAGCUAAGAAAUCAUAUGCAAACCCAUUCCUUCACCAAACGCUACAACUGCCCACAUUGUUUAAAACAGUUUUUCCAUGAAGACACACUUGAGAGCCAUCUACGCGUCCAUACCGGUGAGAUCUCGUACAUCUGUCCUGUUUGUGACAAAGGUUUCCGAGCAAAAGACAGACUACGCAUACACAUGAGACAGCAUCAUUUGACUUAUAGUUUGUUCGAAAAUUACGAAAAUGUGAUAGCAGAUAAUGCAGGUGAUUCACUCAAAGAAUUACGAAACAAAGUCAAUUUUAAUGAAGACGACAGAAGUGGUCCUCAGGAAAACAGCACAGAAUGCACAAAUUCUUCAGAAUCUGGAACCCAAGACAGAGGAGGAAAACUUCAGAGUGAAAAUUAUAAUUCACAUCUUGAAGAACAUAGACGUUUUAUACAAAAAAAGAUAGAUCCAGAUACUGAGGAAAUAGCCGGUGAAUCGGACGCUACUUGUAGAGAUAAUAUGAAUGGUAUUUGUAGCGAAAUGAUCAACAGUUCUAAUUCUGCUGUCUUUGAGAAGCUAAGAAGACAAGGAGGACUAGAUGGGUCUAAAGUAUCGUCCAGCGGGACAGAUGGUACAGGGACACCUUUUUGUAUCUCGGUGAAAAAACUGACAAAGGUGCCUAUAUCCAACCAACCUUGUGAAAGUACAAAUACGAAGCAAAUAAAUGCAAACUUGCAAUUCGCAGAAAUGGAAAACACUAUGAAGCUACAGAUGAACAUUUACCAGUGCAAAAUAUGUGGUGCUAUGUUUGCGUACAAUAACAUGUUAAGAAAACAUAUGAAGAAACACACAGGGGACGAACCAUACAGAUGUGAUGUUUGUGGACAUGGUUAUAUGUCAUCAUCUGCCUUGAAAGCACACAAGAUGGUGCACUCUGGUGAACGGCCGUACGCAUGUGAAAAGUGUCCGAAGGCAUUUCGACAAAAGAGUAGUCUCAAAUCCCAUUUACACUUACAUGAAACACAGAAAGUUAUUGAGCAUAUUCUUAGUAAGAGAACAGAUAAAGAGGCAGGCUUGCUGCAGCAGCGUGAUGCCUUUGGUUGUAGUAUAUGUGACUCAACUUUUAGUGAUGUGCCAAGUAUCUCAAGUCAUAUUAACAAAGUUCACUUUAAGGAACUAUAUCAUGCUUGCGAUGUAUGUAGCAAACGAUUUGAUUCAAUGCAGAGUCUAGAAGAACAUCAGACAGCACAUGUCGACUCGAAGAAUUACGCUUGUGGAAUAUGUGGUCGCGAUUUCAGCGAGGAAGAUGAACUUAGUGACCACUUAAACGAGCAUCCUACUGCUAAGCCAUUUAAGUGUCAAGUUUGUUAUACACAGUUCAUUUCAUUAACUGUCUUUGCCACACACAUGGAUAUUCAUUUAGCAGAUAAAAGCGUGGUGGACACAACUAACCAGCUUUCAAACAAGGAACAGCCAAGCAAACAAUUCCCGUGCAAAUACUGCGACCGGGUGUUUUCUACUUCAGUACAGAGAUGGGCACAUUCAGCAGUGCAUGAAAAAGCACGACCCUACAGCUGCUCAAUAUGUGGAAAGAAAUACGUUAACAAGGGUAGCCUGACUAGUCAUGAAGAGAGCCAUGAAAAAGGAAAAGGGAAACGUUCACCCAGGUUAGAUAAGACGAAAAAGAAGACAUCUACGUUACCUAAGUUGAAGACAAGGACAAACAGUUCAGAGGAAUCGUCUGAUUUGUUAAAAGGGAAUCAAACACUGUUAGAUUUUGGUGAAGAUUCGGGAAAUAUCGGUGAUGAUGUAGAUGUACCAGAUGCGCUGGAUGAAAGUUAUGAAUGUGAGAGAUUAGAGCACGAAGACUUUGGCAAAGAACAUAUUAUAAAAACAGAACCCAUUUCUACUGGAUACUGUGACGAGGAACUAAACAUUGGCCUGCUAACAGAACCCCAGUCUACUGAACGCUGUGAGACAGAGGCAGAUGUUGGCCACAAAACAGAAUCUCUUACAACUGAAUAUUAUAACAUGGAGUCGAACAUUGGCUCACAAACAGAACAAAUUUCUACUGGAUACUGUGAAUCAAAUACUAUUGAGUUUAAAACAGAACCCCUAUCCCCUGAAUCCUGUGACAUAGAGUCAGACAUUGGCCUCAAAAUGGAGCCUAUUUCUACAGGAUAUUAUGACAUGAAGACAGACAUUGGUGAGGUCAACUUAUCGCUGCAAGAUCAGGAAAGCUUUAGUGGGUUACACACAAGCACAGAUGAGUCAAUUAUGGUUAAAACGGCAUCUUUUGAAAAUCAGAUGGAAGUUAAAACUGAGCAAGACGACGAUUCUCUCGCGACAAAGCCGAAAUAUGGGUGUAUAAUCUGUGGCAAGAAUUAUAUGAAUCAACAAAGUUUAAACAACCAUGAAAAAUGUCACUCAGUUGUAGUAUCAGAGCCGGUAGUAUCUGAGCCGGUAGAAUUAAUAUGCACAGAGUGUGGGGCCGAUUUCUGGAAAAAAUCUGAUCUAAACAAACACAUACGUAGACAUCACAACGAAACAAGUAAACCGUCGUUCAGGUCCAAACUGAAAAAAGUUAAAAACAAAAACAAUACCAUUCAAAAUGCCUAGUUUUUCAUUGAUUUGGCUGUCAAAUAUAGAAAACAAUGACUGAGGUUCAUCAAUUGUGACUGUGAUAUAACAUGUAUACCAUCACGAUUGUGGACUGAGUUCUGAUUUCACUUCACUUACUUACAUUUAGAUCUAAAAGUAAUAAUAUUUGGUAUGCAUCCCGAUCGGAUGUUUAGUUAUUCAAGGUGAUUUAAGAGGGUAAUAUGCUUAUAUAUGUAUCCAUUUCAGAAAUGAUGAGUUGUAUGAUGACAGCUUAACCGUGAUUUGUGUUAACAUACAAAUGUUUUUUUUUCUGGCGAGUAAAGUUUUUUUUUUAUUACAUCUUAUAGGUUAAUAAAAAAUUAUUACAUUUAUAAGCGGACAAGAGACAGUUUUUUGAAUCUACUAAAUGUAAUUUCCAUUAGAAACCCUGUCUAUUUCUUGAAAUAAAAAAAGUUAUUAUUUAUACCAUAUUAAACUUUUAACUUCGGUGCAUGUUAUUAGUUCCUGUUUAAUAGUAGGUUUCCAUAGUGAUGACGAAUGUUGUUAAUUUCAACGAAAUGUAAAAUAAAGAUAAAUAAUUCUAUUUAAAUAGUUCCCAUAUUCGGAAAUGCAUUCCAAACUGGCGUUUUUCGAUCAAAACCUAAGCUGUCCUUUUUGUCCAAUUAGCUGACUUGUCGGGGUUAAAAGAUCGAACUAAAAAGAAACGAAACUUGACAUCUAGUUGAUGUCUAAUUUAAUGGCUGGAAUUCUACAUUUGACCUCACUUUUUUUAUAACAGAUAAUAGAUAAAGAAACCUUGACCAAUUAUUGUUCAGAUAAAUGUACUUCUGACUAGGCAUACGGGAACAGGACUUUUCAUAUCUUGUGAUUGUGUCAAGCCUUUUAAUAGUAGUUAUAUAUUUCAAUUAAAUGUACUGCCAAUGUAGAAAAUGCAAGAGUUUUAUUUCAUUCCUCUUACAUAUGUUUAUAUUUAAUUCAUACACUUAGACAUUUUCAAUCUCAUUUUAUAGUUUAGCACCACAUUAAAAUAUAUAACAAUGUUGUAUGAUUUAUCGUUUAUUUUCAAGAGUUGCGUCCCUUAGUACAACACCAUAAAAUUUUACAGAAUUGCAAAACAUAAGUAUAGUAAAAUGAUAAACUUUGAAAAUAUUUAAUUCAUUAUUACCAGCUCGCUUCGAUUGUUUGUGAUUUCGAAAAUCUGUUUAUGGUUUUAUAACUUUAUAAAUCAUACUGUUAGUGGCCGUAACUGUGGUGAAACAUCAUUGGUUGCCGUUAACGCUAUUUGAACACAACCUUUGUUAUUGACAUCAACUGCCGGUAAGUUGUAUGAAUUAAAAUAAAAGGUAAUGCUUUAGUUUUUAGAGAAUGUGCUUUAUAAACGACAACCUAGGGGAGUAGCGUCUUAUAUUUAGACACAUUGUCAGCAGAUAGACCUAGGAGGGGGGGAUAAAGAAUAUACAUGUAAAUUGAUACAUAGUAAAAUCAGUUGUCAAAUUGUCAUAUCAAAUUCAAAUGUAAAGAACUGUAUGCAGGACUCAAUCGACAAAUUACAACUGGAAAAAAAAUAAAGACUUUCAUAUAUAUUAAUUGAAAAUAACUGACCGUUGAAAACGAAAUACUAUGUUUGUCAGCGUUGUCGGUUGUAGCACGAUGGACUUUAAUUUGAAGCUGUGAAUAACAGUAAAAUAAAUACUGAUGAAAGGAAACAAAAAAGACCAGAAGUUGCUGUCUUUUUGUGUGUGUGUGCAGCUGGCUCUGAUGCAAAGACGAGACAAAAAUCGUAAAUAUUUUCCCGAUAGAAUAGACAAAGCAAGGUUCAAGAUGACGGUGUAUCUGGCACCAUCAGGCACUUGUCAUGACUACAAAAUGUGAUAAUAUCAAUGAUUUAUUGAUUAACAGAAAGUCUUCGGUUUGAAUCCUUCACAUUAUAUGGGUCGUGCAUUUUUCGAUUUGAACUUUUGAUAUCAUUUUCG